AUGGAAACUGCAACAAGUGUAUUUAUGGAGAAACAAGACACGGCCGGCAUGGCCCGUUCUGCUACCUGUUUAAAGAUGCUAAAUGACAUUAAGAUAGAGGAUCGACUGCGGAGCGAUGCCAGCACUUUGAAUGGGAUAAUCAGCGCUAACUGUCCACCGCAGGCCGUGUGUGAAGGCUGCACGGGGAUCAUCUCAGACCGUUUCCUGAUGCGGGUUAAUGGCGCGUCCUGGCACGAGGGGUGCCUUCAAUGCUCAGAGUGCCAGCAACCGCUUGCCGACACCUGCUACUCCAGAGACACAAAGCUGUACUGCAAGAACGACUACCAACAGUUGUUUGCCGCAAGGUGCAGCCACUGUCUGGAGAAGAUAGUACCCACAGAAUUUGUCAUGCGCGCUCAGGACAGUGUUUACCAUCUCAGCUGCUUCUGCUGCUGUGUCUGCCAGCGCCAGCUGUGUAAAGGAGACAAGUUUGUUCUGAAAGAAGGCCAGCUGCUGUGCAAAAGUGACUAUGAGAGAGAGGGGGACCUGCGCAGUACAGUCAGUCUAGACAACACAGACACAGAAAAUAGUGAAGAUAAGGAUUUGGAUGUGAAAUCAGAGAAGUUCCCAGCUGUCCUGAAUGGCAGCGAUGACAGCAAAUACCCUCACAGGCCCAAACGGCCACGCACCAUCCUUACCACCAUGCAGAGGAGAGUCUUUAAGGCCUCCUUUGAGGUUUCCUCCAAACCCUGCAGAAAGGUAAGAGAAACCCUGGCUGCGGAGACUGGACUCAAUGUCCGUGUGGUUCAGGUCUGGUUCCAGAACCAGAGAGCAAAGAUGAAGAAGUUAGCCCGCAGACAACAGCAACAGCAGGAGCAACACGCCAGCCAAAGAUUAGACCAAGAGGUGAUAUCAAGUUGUAUGGACCAUCUGUUCAGUUCCUACUCAGGGCCUCUUCCUCCAAACCAACAGCAGCUAGUGAGCAUUGACCACAGCACCUAUAACAAUGACCCCUUCCAUCAGAGCCUCACCCCACCACAGAUGCCUGGUGACCACAUGAACCCCUAUGAUGGCAAGGAGGUGGAUAGCGAUGCCAACUCUGGCCACCUUGAUCUACACAACAUGGAGGAGGAGGAUGACCCCACUUUCCAGGCCUCCAUGUUGUGUCAAAGUUCUACCCCCAGUGGACAGGUAGACUUGUAUGAGGUCUGCAAACAGGCAGUUGCUAAAGGUGGACAUCUCAUGGCCAGCAGCCCAGGAUGCUGA
Molecule: messenger RNA, 1245 nt
Organism: Archocentrus centrarchus (flier cichlid)
Lineage: Eukaryota; Metazoa; Chordata; Actinopteri; Cichliformes; Cichlidae
Product: LIM homeobox transcription factor 1-beta-like
Exons: 8
Coding region: 1-1245 (414 amino acids)
Biological process (GO): neuron differentiation; regulation of transcription by RNA polymerase II
Cellular component (GO): nucleus
Molecular function (GO): DNA-binding transcription factor activity, RNA polymerase II-specific; RNA polymerase II transcription regulatory region sequence-specific DNA binding
Source: RefSeq, a predicted model, not a curated record